AUGUUCACCAUGGCAGGCUGCUUCUUCGGAGAAUUGAGCUACCUUAGUCCAUCUGCUAGAGAUGUGACCAAGGGCAUGUUUGUCCCCUCUCUGCGAGGGAAAGGUGCUACUGCCAAUGCGAUCGCGCUCUUUGGCGCUAUCAUCACACCGUACAACUUGUUCUUGCACUCUGCCCUGGUCCUCUCACGGAAGACCCCACGGUCAGACAAAAGCAUCAGAGCGGCCUGCAGAUACUUCCUUAUAGAGUGCAGCCUUGCUUUCGUCGUGGCGUUCCUCAUCAACGUCGCGGUGGUUAUCGUUGCUGGAUCCAUUUGUAGCGCUAAUAAUCUCUCUCCGGCCGAUGCCGGCGCUUGUGGCGAUCUUACUCUCCAAUCUGCACCUCUGCUGCUCAGAAAUGUUUUGGGGAGAUCAAGCUCUGUUGUGUAUGCGGUUGCGCUGCUAGCUUCUGGGCAAAGCACCGAAAUUAGUUGCACAUUCGCUGGGCAGGUCAUCAUGCAGGGGUUUCUGGACAUCAAGAUGAAGAACUGGGUUAGGAACCUCAUCACCAGGGUCAUCGCCAUUGCUCCAAGCCUUAUAGUCUCCAUUGUGAGCGGUCCGUCAGGCGCUGGCAAGCUAAUCAUCCUUUCCUCGAUGGUUCUUUCUUUUGAGAUGUCGUUCGCUCCCAUCCUUCUCCUCAAGUUUUGCAACAGCAGGAAGAAAGUAGGACCCCUCAAGGAGUCCAUCUAUACGGUGAUCAUCGCGUGGGCCCUCAGUGUGGCACUCAUCAUCGUCAACACCUACUUCCUGGUAUGGACAUACAUAGACUGGCUGGCACAUAACCACCUCCCAAGGUACACCAGCGCGCCGGUCUUUGUGGUCGUCUUUGCGCUCAUGGCUGCCUACCUCGUCGCCGUUGUGUACCUGAUGUUUAGGAAAGACAUGGUGGUGACGUAUGUACCAGUGGCAGAGAGGGUGCAGGGCCAGGCGGAGGCUGGUAGGGCACCGGUGUUGGCGUCCGGUGCAGACGGAGACCAGCCGAUGCCGUACAGGAAAGACCUAGCCGAUGCCUCAACCACUGGCGGAGCUAUGUGCAACCCUACAGGUGCCAUGCCUCCCCAUCCUUUCCAAAUUUACUGA
Molecule: messenger RNA, 1116 nt
Organism: Triticum turgidum subsp. durum (durum wheat)
Lineage: Eukaryota; Viridiplantae; Streptophyta; Magnoliopsida; Poales; Poaceae
Source: the annotation of a GenBank genome assembly